Messenger RNA from Pisolithus orientalis, 1194 nucleotides. Its product is annotated as mitochondrial carrier domain-containing protein. The record is from RefSeq and is a predicted model, not a curated record. The transcript is spliced from 5 exons. Gene Ontology annotation, biological process: fumarate transport; succinate transport; transmembrane transport. NCBI's taxonomy places the organism in Eukaryota, Fungi, Basidiomycota, Agaricomycetes, Boletales, Pisolithaceae. Bases 362 to 1135 code for a protein of 257 amino acids.
CUAACUUGUCUUCGAGAUAUUUAGAAUUGUUGAGGGAACAAGCGUAAAAUCUCUCCCAUACUCUACGUUUUUAUUACGAAGUACCGUACCCAGGUGAACGCACUACGGCCCGGAGAAGCAUCAUGCCACGAAACGAAAGCAGAAAGCAAGUGGGCUUUGCUACCCAUAUCACCGCUGGAGGGAUGGCUGGUGCCAUGGAAGCUCUAUGCUGCCAGCCCCUCGAUACCAUCAAGGUCCGCAUGCAGCUCUCCAGGUCUGGGCGGGCACCAGGGGUACGUCCAUCCCAGACUACCUUUCCACCGAAGUCUGACGGUUAAGGAACUGACAGACAAAACCUAGAGGAUUUAUAGCGACAGGAGCCAUGAUCGUUCGGCGAGAAACACCCCUUGCGUUGUACAAGGGGCUCGGAGCUGUAUUGUCGGGGAUCAUACCUAAGAUGGCUAUUCGAUUUGCAAGCUUCGAGACAUACAAAGCGUGGCUUGCUGACAAGGCGACAGGGGAAACAAGUGUCGGCAACAUUUUCAUAGCUGGUCUGGCUGCGGGAACAACGGAAGCGGUCGCGGUGGUGUGUCCAAUGGAAGUGGUGAAGAUCCGUCUUCAGGCACAGCAACAUUCGCUGGCAGAUCCAAUGGAAAUGCCACGGUACCGCAAUGCAGCCCAUGCUGUCUAUACCAUAGUCCGCGAGGAAGGUGCAACGACCUUGUAUAGAGGAGUUGGCCUCACUGCCUUGCGGCAAGCUACUAAUCAAGGCGUAAACUUCACGACAUACCAAGAACUUAAGAAAUUGGCAUAUAGAUACCAACCUGAAUUAGCAGAGCUUCCGUCAUAUCAGCAUAUGGUAAUUGGGCUCAUAUCCGGCGCAAUGGGUCCGUUCUCCAAUGCUCCGGUAGAUACGAUCAAGACACGGCUACAAAAAGCAACUUACGAAUCAGGGACAUCCGGAUUUCAAAAGGUAGUCGCCAUUGCACAGGACAUGUGGAAGCAGGAAGGCUUUCGAUCGUUCUACAAGGGAAUUACUCCACGGGUGCUUCGCGUAGCUCCGGGUCAGGCAAUCGUAUUCGCCGUCUACGAGAGAGUAAGAGCGAUCAUAGAGAAGCUGAAUGUGACGCCGUCUCAAGAUCACUACACGGAGUAGCAAGAAGAGUGAGAAGAGCGUAGUGUACUGCUAGUGUCUUAUGUAAUCCAAUAAUAGCC